UCUUUAUGACGAAAAUGACCAGCUAUCUAAUUUGGUGUUCCUACAGCAUUCUAUUGUCACAAAUCUAGUUGGCGCAUUCGACAUAUUGCAAAAUAAUACGUUGUUGGUGGCACAAAAUGAACCAGCAAAUGCUUGGAGUUUUCCUUCAAUAGAUUUGCCCCAAUUUAGCCCGUAUAAUGAUAACAGCGCAACACCAAGUCAAGAGCAAUUAAAUAACUCAGGAAAAGAUAAAAUUUUUGCAAAAUUAAUAAAUGAGCUCGUAAUUAUAAUUCCUACAGAGCAAGAAAGGUUGUAUUCAAACAAGCUUUACCAGGUUGAUAACUCUUUGUCCGGUGUGGAGCAAUAUCUUAUCUCAUUUGCGAUUCUUGAGAUGAGAGAUGGUGAUAAAAAGAAUUCCACAGUAAUUACAGAUGAUUUAAAUCUACUGAUUCAAA
Molecule: messenger RNA, 434 nt
Organism: Dentiscutata erythropus
Lineage: Eukaryota; Fungi; Glomeromycota; Glomeromycetes; Diversisporales; Gigasporaceae
Source: the annotation of a GenBank genome assembly